AUGGCGACCAGGUCUACCAGCAGCGAGGUGGCAAAGGCUUUCGCGGCGAGGGCCUUCGAGGACAGGCUGCGGGGUCUGGAGCCCGUCGCGGCGCACUUCAGCAGGAUGGGCAAGUUGGAGCGGCUGGACGUGUCCGCGACGCCCGCGAGCGAGGAGCUAGCGGCCCUGAUCGAGCGCGCCACGUUGCCUCAGUUCGCCAUCGUUGUAGGGUCAUCCACUGUCAUCACGCCGAAGCAGGCAGAGAAGCUGGCGACGGCUUACUCUGAACUACCAGUCACUGCCGAGAAAGUUGUGGCAUGGGCCAAGGCGACGCUGUCCGAGACGAUCGAUCCCGCACAGCCCGACAGUUUCAUUCCGGCCUUGCAGAAGUUCUGUGCUAGCGUCAAUUCCCCAUUCUUGGUGCUGGACAGAUACCCAAAGACCGCCGACGACGCGGCAGCGUUUCUUGCCACGUUCGGGCCCCCUAAGUUGGUCGUCGAGAUAGGCUGCGAAACCGAAUUCCUGGUUGAGGAGUUCCAGGAGGCCAACGAAGACGCCGAGGUGGACCCCGAGGAGCUGCAAGCGAAGUUUGAGGAAGACAAGCAGGUGCGGGCUACGAUGCUGAAGAGCAUCGACGAGGCAUGUCCAGGGUGCGUGCUGUCUCUCAGCCAGGCGACGGUGAAGCCAGAAGAGAUGGCGGAGCAGAUCAGAAAGCGCUUGCUGCCCAAGGUCUACGUGCUCGCCAGCGCCGGACCCUUCGCAGAGCUCGUGGCGGACGCAAUAUGCACAAAGGGAAAGUACACCAUACUUGACAGCGCCAAGCUCUUGAGCAGUGGCGAGCACACCCCCGAGCUCGAGGCACAGCUGACCAAGGCGCUGAAGACCGCAGAGCUGCCAGACGCGCUUCCGCCGCAGCUCUGGAAGGCGCUCUUCCAGGAGGCGCUCGCCCAAUCGGCCAACCCGAUGGGCACGUUCCUCGUCACGAACUUCCCCACACCCUGCUCGGUAAGGUCGAGCCCAACUAUACGGGAUCAGUUCUGCAUGCUCGAGUCCAUCUCUGUGCUCCGCGGCAUCAUGCAGGUGACGCUGUCCCAGGCGGCCUUCUCCCAGUGCUGCUCCGAGAGCCAGGGCGCAAUCGCCGAGUACCUGGCCUACGACCAGGCCGUGAAGGAACAGACUGUCGUCCAGUUCGCGGACGGCCAGAUGUGCGAGGCCCGCGUCGAAGACGCGGCAGACGCUAAGGCUGCGGCCGGUAAGGUGGCCGUCAAGCUCCUGGCGUACCUGAAGGAGGCCUGA
Molecule: messenger RNA, 1275 nt
Organism: Prorocentrum cordatum
Lineage: Eukaryota; Dinophyceae; Prorocentrales; Prorocentraceae
Source: the annotation of a GenBank genome assembly